Messenger RNA from Eurypyga helias (sunbittern), 1053 nucleotides. It is a transcript of the gene PDCL, whose product is annotated as phosducin-like. The transcript is spliced from 3 exons. Gene Ontology annotation, biological process: regulation of G protein-coupled receptor signaling pathway. The record is from RefSeq and is a predicted model, not a curated record. The coding region runs from base 1 to 903 and encodes 300 amino acids. NCBI's taxonomy places the organism in Eukaryota, Metazoa, Chordata, Aves, Eurypygiformes, Eurypygidae.
AUGACUGCUUUGGAUGAUAAACUGCUUGGUGAGAAGCUCCAGUAUUACUACAGCAGUAGUGAGGGAGAGGAUGAAGACAGUGAGAAAGAAGAUAAAGAAGGGGAGAGCACCAUUCCUGAAGGCGUUGGGGAGGUAGAGCUUAGCAGCGAUGGCAGCGCAGUCAACACAGGUCCCAAAGGCGUCAUUAACGACUGGCGAAGAUUUAAACAACUGGAAACCGAACAGCGGCAGGAGCAGCGCCGAGAAAUGGAACGACUCAUUAAAAAGUUAUCUAUGACGUGUAGAUCUCACUUAGAUGAAGAGACUGAGAAGCAGAAGCAGAAGGAGCUUCAGGAAAAAAUCAACGGAAAGAUGACGUUACAAGAAUAUAACAUGAUUCACAAUGAUGAAGAUGAUGAGGAAUUUUUACAGCGGUACAGGAAGCAGCGAAUGGAGGAGAUGAGGCAGCAGUUGUGCAGCGGGCAGCAAUUUAAACAGGUUUUUGAGAUUACUAGUGGCGAAGCGUUUUUGGACACAGUUGAUAAAGAGCAUAAGAGCACGCUGAUCAUGAUCCAUAUUUAUGAAGACAAUAUCCCUGGCACUGAAUCCCUGAAUGGCUGUAUGAUCUGCCUGGCCGCUGAGUAUCCAACAGUGAAAUUUUGCAGAGUUAAGAGCUCGCUCAUUGGUGCUAGCGCUCGCUUUACUAACAAUGCCCUGCCAGCUCUGCUCAUCUAUAAGGCAGGUGAGCUCAUUGGCAAUUUUGUGCGAAUCACUGACCAGCUUGGAGAAGAUUUUUUUGCUGUAGACCUGGAGGCUUUUUUGCAGGAAUGUGGUUUGCUUCCAGAAAAAGACCUAGUGCUCCUGACUUCUAUACACAAUCCAUCUGCAUGUUACAGUGAGGACAGUGAUCUGGAAAUUGACUGAACCACUUAGACCAGGGGGCCAGUGGGUGUAGUUGUACCGUGGGAUGUUCUUGUGCUAGGGAUUGUUCUCUUUCUUCCUUAGUGUGGGUAUGGAUUCUUCCCACUCAUGCACUUCGACUUUGCUCGUUAAAAAUAACGUAAGGGAUUCCUA